AUGUACGUAGAGCUGGGAGCGAAGAUGGGUCACAGUUGCCAGAGUCUACCUGAACAGCAGAUGGUGCUCAUUCGUUACAGCUGGGAGUUGGACGGCUCGUUUUUGCUGUACCAUUUUUUGUCUAUGUACUUUCGUGCAAAUGGACGCGUACUUCUUGUGGCUGUUAGUAAUUCGGCGGAACAUUACGAUGCUGUACUGGCGAAGUUCGGUUUCACAGUGAAAAGGCUUGUUGAAAGAAAAGUCUGUUAUGUCAUCGACGUUUUAAAGCUGCUAAGCAGUGGAAGUUGGUCUAACAUUGCCUCUGACGGUCAGGGAAACUUGAGCGAUGUAAAGGAGGAAAAUGUUGCAGAGAUGAACAGUCUUAAGCUUAUGGACGUUCUGUGGAAUUGUCUGUCUGCCGCGAGCAGUGUUAUUCAGCAAGAUCAACAGUCACCGGUGCUUGUUGUCGUUGAUGACGUAUCCCUUCUGAACGACUUCGGCGUACCUCUUCAUCGAAUAAUUGGCUUCCUUCACGGUUGCCGCAAAGUUGCCGGUCCGCGUUCAUGCUUUUGCGUGUCGACUUCGGCCGAGCAACGACAUACACUGCUUUCUGCAUACCUCUCUCACAUGGCCACUUGGCUGUUAGACGUUCGGCCUCUGGGUACCGGCAUGUCAAGUGACGUUCACGGUCAGGUAAACUUUUUUUAA
This is a messenger RNA of Soboliphyme baturini, 687 nucleotides long. Lineage: Eukaryota; Metazoa; Nematoda; Enoplea; Dioctophymatida; Soboliphymatidae. The record is from the annotation of a GenBank genome assembly.